AUGGAAUUGUCAACUGAACAUCAAUCAAUUGAUCAAUGUAUGUUGAAAUAUGAACUAAUCAAACAAACUUACCUCAUGAUUGUAGAUAUGAUGUGCAGAAGUGAACUUUAUCAAUCUAUCGAACAAAAGAUACUUAUGGGAGGAACAACUGUUCGAAAUUCUGAUACAAUGAAGGCGUGUUUGACUGAAGAACAGUCAGUUUAUACAAAUAUCAAAGUGAUCGAACAUUUAAUUUCAAAACGAUUCUAUUAUCUAAGAGCAUUCAAUAAAGAACUAUAUUCUUUAACAAAUUCAUUUCAGUAUGGAGUUGUGAAGACCGUUAAGUUUUUGAUUGAUCCGGCCAAGGGGGAUCGUAGAUGUGCAUUACCGAGGAAUCCUAUACUAAGACGAAAUAAACGUCCAGUGCUACCAGGUUUUCAAUGAUGGUCUAACUUAGAUCGAUCGAUUCAUGAUCUCAAUCAAUCAAAAGAGAUUCAUUUCGAAUUAUUACUUCUCUCAACUUAACAAAAUCAUUCCAUUUCAUCUCAUCAGAUCAAAUAAUAAGAAAUAUCAAAGCACCGUUUAUUGUAUUAUUCAACCAAGUUGAAAAUGUCUAACCAUAUUAGUCUACCGAUACAUGUACUCAUACAUAUAGAGCAAUAGUAGAAUGAAACCGUUUGAAAUCGCUGUCAUGAAUAAUAUAUACACGUGGAAGUACGAACAUGAAUUCAACUGGAAGAUGUUUCUCAAAUCAGACAACUCAUGAUAAACUGUAGUCAAUGAAAGCAAAGAUUUACAUAUAAUUUAUCAAUGUAUACGAAAAUAGUUAAUCAAUCAGCUGAUCAGAUAUCAAGAAACGAUAAGAAUCAACAUAGAGUAGCAUAAAAGUAAUUUAUUAUUAUUUAUUUGAACACAGAAAUAUUGGUAGAUAAAGGCACCGGAUACAUAUGCGCCACACAAGUCACUUGAUUUGUGUAUGGCCUAUGAUACUGCCCGGUUGCUCAAACCGAAGCAAGUGGUUUCCUUAGGGGACCACACUCGGAGCCUUUGACCUAAAGGUGUGAUCCACAAGGCAGUAGAGCAAUGUUCGGAGAUGCAGUCUCAUGGUAGCCAGUAACCAACAAUUGGUUCAUAUGCCAUUUGUUCCUUCAAAAUCCCGGAACCCAUGUACACCAUUGUUUUGGAAUCGGGGUUUUCCAACUCCCCUAUGUGGAUCUUCCAUAUCCAUAUCGGCCGUGCCAAGGCAUUUGGGAGCCAUAAAGAUCAACAAUACAUUUAAUCACAAAUUAAGUCAUUUAAACAAAGUGAUUCAUUUCUUUUGGGAUAAUUGAAAAACUUCCUUCUACAAAAGGAAGUUGCUAAUAAACUCAUCUAGAACAAUGGCCAUUUCAUAAUUGAAUUGUCUACACAACUAAACACUUCAUCCAUCCUUAGAACAUCGAUUUACACUUCGCAUUCACUAUUUUUUACACCUUAUUUAUUUCACUAUAAAUUGCCCUAAUCCUACGUCAAUAAUAAUUAUUCAUUUAUGUGUACUAAACUGUUAUAUACCAGAAUAGGGAUUGUGGGGAUUAUUAAGUUUUUGAUUGAGAUUAUGAACCGAUUGAUGUUAGACCACCGUUGGAAACCUGGAAGCACUGGACGGCCGACUAGCUUCGUGAGGUAAUUCUCGGAGUUCUAGUGAGAAGCCAUGAUCAGUGGAUCUGAUCCGUGUCAGGUAGAGACAGGUAUCUAACUCAGUACAAUGGAAGAUGGUCGCGCAAUUUCGUGGAUUGGUUGAUGUUAGACACUAACACCAUUGAAUGCCGGCUCAGUGGGUUAAAUGAUAUUAAUAAGUAUCACCGACCUCUCUUAGAUUCAUAGGCUAUACUAUAAUCAUACAUAUUGUGGAUGCUCACUGCUGAGGAUUCCCACAAUAGGACGAAACGGCCGUCCAGUGCUCCUAGUUUCCAACGGCGGUCUAACAUCAAUCGGUUCAUGAUCUCAAUCAUAAAAUGUUAUAUCCCGAUGAGGAUUAUGAAUGGUAACUGUUGCAAUCUAUUUCUGGAUUAAUACUAUACAUAUAUUUUUAUUGUAUAAUUGUUAAAUGACUAAGCUAUUCAUAUUCGUGUUCCUCUUAUCAUAAGCUCUAUUUUGAUCUAUGAAUUGUUAUUACACGACUUACCAUUCUUGAGUUAUACCCAGUCUAGCAAUUACUAUCUCCCACAUUCACAGCCACUUUUGGCUGGAUCUUGUACAAAUGUUGUUUCACAUUUUAUGGUACGAUGUAGUCUGUUUGGUUUGUAUAUAAACCCAGUAUGUUAGAAAUACAUGAUUCAGAUUGCAGAAGUUGAGAUUGGUGUUCUGGACUCUAAAAGGCGCGGUUAAGCAGGAAGAAGGACCGAUAAGGACGCUAGAUUACUCGUACAUGUUUUAUAUGUCAUUUGAUCCAGUCGAUAAAUCACUGUUCUCUAAUUGGCGGUAUGAUUACAUUAUACAUUGAUAGGGACAUAUGGCACAAGUUAUAACAUAAACGUUUUAUUUCUUUUCUAAACUUUUAGUUUAUCAUCAACUUUUAUGGAGACUUCUUGAAGAAAUUAGUAGUCAAUCACCAGUUUCUAAGUGAUGCUACAGAAAUUUGAUAAACGUUCAACAUAAUUGAAUAAUUCAAAAGUAUAAACUUUUGUAAGAAAU
Schistosoma haematobium is the source of this 2652-nucleotide messenger RNA. RefSeq lists its product as uncharacterized. NCBI's taxonomy places the organism in Eukaryota, Metazoa, Platyhelminthes, Trematoda, Strigeidida, Schistosomatidae. The record is from RefSeq and is a predicted model, not a curated record. The coding region runs from base 1 to 423 and encodes 140 amino acids. The transcript is spliced from 4 exons.